Molecule: messenger RNA, 1435 nt
Organism: Priapulus caudatus
Lineage: Eukaryota; Metazoa; Priapulida; Priapulimorpha; Priapulimorphida; Priapulidae
Product: cell cycle checkpoint protein RAD17-like
Exons: 11
Coding region: 86-1435 (449 amino acids)
Biological process (GO): mitotic DNA replication checkpoint signaling; DNA damage checkpoint signaling; DNA repair
Molecular function (GO): chromatin binding
Source: RefSeq, a predicted model, not a curated record
CUAAAUUUGUGUUUACAACUAGAAUAAUAUUAUAUAUUUCUAGAUUAGAUCAGUAACCGGCCAAGUUCAAUAACAUAUAAGAGUUAUGAAAAGUAGCUUGUGGUGUGACGAUGAGGAUGAUGUUAGAUCUAACUCUGCCUUGGGAAAGAAGUGUAAAGACAGCUUUCCAUUAGUGAAGAGCAUCGACGCGUUUCCAAAAGCACGGGAUGCUUCCAGCAAGAAAGCGCAGGGAUGGGUGAGCCCAUCCUUUGGUGACUUUAGAACUGACGCACAGUCUAGCGUCAGUAGAAAGCGAUCCAGAGAUGGCAACAGGAAGACCGAUCACAAGUCUAUUACCGUUGGCAGAAGGGAUGUUGACGACACCAUGCUUUGGUCAGAUAAGUACAAGCCCACUAAUAAGGACGACCUGGCUGUUCAUAAGAAGAAAGUUGCAGAAGUGGAAGAUUGGUUGCUUCAGCAAUUCGGGCAUGCGUCUAGAAAGGGAGCAGGAAUACUCCUGCUGGCUGGUCCGGCGGGAGCCGGGAAGUCGACGAGUGUGCGUCUGCUAGCGUCCGAACUCCGGAUGGAGGUCCAGGAGUGGAUCAAUCCGCCGACGUCAACGUAUCGGCCCGAGUGGACGCCGCAUUCGUCCGACUUCACGGAGUAUGGCGAAUCGCAGGCGACGCAGUUUCGUGAGUUUCUGCUACGAGCCAACAAGUACCCGGCUCUACAAAUGCUGGGCAGUGUGGCGAGUGAAAGAAAAAUCGUACUAGUGGAGGAUUUCCCAAAUGCUUUCUUCAGAGAUAGUUCAAAUUUUCACAGAAUACUCAGCAAGUACGGCAGCACGGCGCAGAGUCCCCUGGUGUUCAUCGUCAGCGACAGUCAGGGCGGAGAGUCGAACGUACAGAAGCUGUUUCCGCGAAACGCUCAGGCCGACCUUGGCAUCCACUGCAUCAGCUUCAACCCUGUGGCGGCGACGUCCAUGCUAAAGGUGCUGGCGCGUGUCGCCGCGGAGGAGGCGGCACAGGGUAGACACGACUUCCCCGCGCCGAGUGCGGACGUGAUGUCGGCGCUGGCGGACGGAAGUUCGGGCGAUCUCAGAGGCGCCCUCAAUGCGCUGCAGUUUGCCUGCUUGCGAGACACGUGCGACCUGGCAGGGGGCGCCGGCGAUGGCAGCGGACGCCGCACGGAGCCGAGCAGACGCGCCGCGAAGUCUCGGACGGCGGGGAGGAGGAGGAGGAAAGAGGCGGUUCGCGCAGUAGGAGGAGGCGAGGAGGAGGCGGAGGCGGGGGGAAGCAUAGGAUGCCGAGACACGACGCUGUUCCUCUUCCGCGCGCUGGGGAAGGUUCUCUACUGCAAACGUGAGCCACCAGAUGGAGACACAGAACAGGAAGUGCUCCCGCCACACUUGGCGCAUCACGCGCGCCGCAGGCUGCAGUGUGUGCCCGAGGUAUGA